AUGAACAAGUUGUCACCUUCGCAGCUGCUUUCUGAGGCGGAACUGGAAUCUUUGGGCGUGUUCCAGGACCGCGGCUGGGAGCACUACUCCAUCCUCAGGCCGGAGCCAAAUAUCUUGCUGUUCCGGCGGCCUAUGGGCACCGACCCCGUCACUGGGACAGUGGACCCGGCGCGGCAACGCAUGGCUGAAGCAGCAUUCAGGCAACAGCUUAUUAAUCAGAACCGAUCCUGA
Molecule: messenger RNA, 231 nt
Organism: Ectocarpus siliculosus
Lineage: Eukaryota; Phaeophyceae; Ectocarpales; Ectocarpaceae
Source: the annotation of a GenBank genome assembly